UUGCGUUCCUGACGUCAUCACGCAAGGGGUCCGCAACGUGGAAAACAUGGAGGCGAUGGAGUGCGUGAGUGUGUAUGUAGAGUAAAACUUACCGCCUUCAUUGUAAUUCCUCAACAUUAGAAGCGUGUACGUUUCCCCCCUACACCUGGAUAAUACACUCUAGUUUUAACUGGCGUAACAGUGGGCGGGUUUAUUUCGCUGUCCCACGAGCGAAGAGAGCCACGGGAGCGACGAGAAGCGUUUGUGACAGGUGUUGCCAUAUGCCCGACGAAGAAGCAGUGAGGCAGCACUGAGUCUGGAGAUGGGAGCCAACACCAGCCAGCUCAGUGACCUGCCCAACAACCCCAGCCUCAAGGCUCUCGUGGGCACCGAGUCCAUAUCGGGGAAUGACCCCUUCUGGAACCAGCUCAUCUCCUUUACUGUCAUCAGUCCCACCAGCAGUGGAGACUCCAAGUUGCUGGAAGAGGCUGUGUUACCGCUGGCCAAGCUCCUCAUUGAAAACAAUCCCAGAACAGGAAAUUUUGGCGCACUGGUUAAAAUCUUCCUGGGACGGACAAAAGAGCUGAAAAUCUCCACAGAAUGUCAAGAUCAACUGUUCAUCUGGCAGGCCCACAACGCUCUCUUCAUGAUCCGCUGCCUGCUCAAGGUGUUCAUCCGGGAGAUGAGCGAGCAGGACCUGCACUUGCAGUUUAGCUACCAGGAGAGGGCACCAGGCUCCUGUGGAGGAGCGAGCCACGAGGACCUCCUCGAGGAGCUCUUAUCCAACCUAGUGCACCUGAUCGUUGAAGUACCACUGCUUGAUAUCACCUACAGCAUCCUUUUUGAAGCUGUCACCACCCUACUGGUGUUCUUCUCCUACCAGCUGUUCUGCAAGGACAUCCUCAGAGAUGGUUUGAUCUACCGACAUGUCAUGCAGGGGCGAUGUUUGUCACUGACGAGUCGCUUGGUGAAGACGCUGCUCUAUAACUUCAUCAGGCAGGAAAAAUGUCCGCCCCCGGCGACGCACAUCUUUGAGCCAAAAGCGGAGGGUGGCCUGCUUUACGGCCUGGCAUCUGGUGUGGCAAGUGGUUUAUGGAGCGUCUUCACUUUGGGCGGAGCUGUCAGCAAAGUUGGGGUGGAUCUGGAGCACAACCCCUUACCAUUGUCCAACCAGAGCCUUCUGUUAUUGCUGGUUCUGGCCAACCUGACUGAUGGCCCCGACUGGCCCAACCCUUACCGGCAGGCUAUUACCUGCUUCAGGAACACACAAGACACGUCAUCCGUUCCGGUGGAGCAAACGCACAUGUUCCAGAUCAAUUUCAACAGCCUGUACACGGCGCUGUGCGAGCAGCAGUGCUCUGACCAGGCCACUUUACUGCUCUACACGUUGCUCCAUCAAAACGCCAACAUGAGGACCUACAUGCUCUCCAGAACAGACAUGGACAAUCUGGUCAUGCCCAUCCUGGAGAUCCUUUACCACGUGGAGGAAAGGAACUCUCACCAUGUCUACAUGGCGCUCAUCAUCCUCCUCAUCCUCACAGAAGACGACGCCUUCAACCGCUCUGUCCACGAAGUGGUCUUGAAAAAUGUCACUUGGUACUCGGAGAGGUCGUUGACCGAGAUCUCCCUGGGCAGCUUGCUCAUCCUGGUGGUGAUCCGCACCAUCCAGUUCAACAUGACCCGCACGAGGGACAAAUACCUCCACACCAACUGUCUGGCUGCGCUUGCAAACAUGUCCGCCCAGUUCCGAUGUCUCCACCAGUACGCCGCCCAGCGUAUCAUCAGUCUAUUUGCUUUGCUUUCCAAGAAGCACAACAAGGUGCUGGAACAGGCAACGCAGAGUCUGAGACGCAGACAGGGUGACAACAUGGUCUUGCCUGACUAUGCUCAGGACUUGAAUGUGAUUGAGGAAGUGAUCCGCAUGAUGUUGGAGAUCAUCAACUCUUGCCUCUGCAACUCACUGCACCACAACCCCAACCUGGUGUACGCGCUGCUCUACAAGCGGGAGCUCUUUGAGCAGUUCAGGACUCACCCGUCCUUCCAAGACAUCAUGCAAAAUCUGGACACGGUGAUCGCCUUCUUCAGCCAGCGCUUAGAGCAGGCCGGCAGUGAUCUGUCGGUGGAGAGGGUCCAGGAGGUGAUCAUGAAAGGAGCCCAGGCCCUGCCUAUAGACAGGCUGAAGAAGUUUCCGGAGCUGAAGUUCAAGUAUGUGGAGGAAGACCAGCCCGAGGACUUCUUCAUCCCGUACGUGUGGUCACUGGUCUUCAAUUCAGGCGUGGGCCUCCACUGGUCCCCGCAUGGCAUCGAGCUCUUCACCAUGGACUCUGGUUGAGGCUGAGUGGCUGUCUCAGUACAGACUGGCACUUUGUGCAAGUGUGUGUGUGUUGCUUUUUAUAGGACGCUGCUUUGGAAAGUGCCUCAAACUUGCGCUGCAGCGGCGUCACAGCGCAACCUCAUUUAUUGUAAACCAAAACAAGUCCUCUGGCUUCUCCGCUGGGAAUCUUCUUGGGGGAUUGACCCGCUUCCACAGCGCAUGUAAUGCUGAAGCGCCCCAUUGUUGGGGGCAUUACAGAGACCAGCGACAGACAAUAAUCUCAAUGGUUGUAUCUUCUGGAAGAAGACUAAGUUAAUUAAAACACGCAGAGGACUUACCACGUAGGUUAAAUUAUUUACAGAUGCACUGGCAUUUCAUGAAUAUGCAGUAAAAUGCUCACUUGUAAUGAUAAGUUCACUUUAGGAGCAUUAGGGCCACACUGAACAAAAAAAAUGCCAAUGAAAUAUUUCAAUAUCAGUCAAAUAAUGAUUUUUGUAAAACACAGGGUGAAUUUGUUUGGUGAAUCCAGUGUUGCCCAUCAUUGACAAAGAGCCCCACCAUAAAUAUUACAAACCUGUUAUUGAAUCGCCACCAUAAUAAAAAAUAUGUAAUUGUCUAGAUGCUAUAUGAUGGCAGAAAAGCAGUACUUAACCUAAAUUAACCUCUUCAAAUCAAGUCCAGAUUAUUACAAGAAUAAAGUCUAAAUAUUAUGAUAGAAGUUAAAAGAUGGGAAAUGUUAAUUUGAUGAAAAUCAACUUCUCGGAGGACAUAGUGUUGAUGGAGCUGACAGAGCGUUACAGUCUUGAAAUGUUACAAUUUUUGUUCAAAUUUUUUUUAUUUUGGUCUAGUUUGUUUAAGUUACAUGAAAUAUGCUUACGAUUGAUAAUGACCUGUAAUGAUUGAUAAAUGUAUAUGUGUAUAUAUAUAUAAUGCAGAAUAUUUUUGAGGAAAAAAAUUAUAUAUAUAUAUAUAUAUGUAUAUAUAUAUAUGUAUAUAUACACAUAUACGUAUACGUAUACAUAUAUAUAUGUGUAUAUAUAAGAUUUGAUUUUUAUUGAAAAUAUUCUGCAUUAUAUAUAUAUAUGUAUAUAUAUAUAUACUCAUAACUCAUUUCUUUGACUUUUUUUUGCAUUUUCAGUGGCUAAUACUUUUGUUCUCUCCAAAUGCAUUCGGUCAGUAAAAAUAGGAAUUUAAUAACUCAUCCAAAUGAAAGUUUUUCAGUAAGAUAAGGCAACUGUUUCAGCCUCCAAUUUUAUUAUGUCUCUAUAUGCAUGUCAAGCUUUUGCAUUGAAUUAUUUAUUUCAUUUUCUAAUAUAACUGGUCCACGCUAAAUGUGUGAAAACAACUUAUAGAUACACAAUAAAACAGGGGUGUCGAACUCCA
Syngnathus typhle (broad-nosed pipefish) is the source of this 3676-nucleotide messenger RNA. It is a transcript of the gene dym, whose product is annotated as dymeclin. Gene Ontology annotation, biological process: Golgi organization. The transcript has 17 exons. Lineage: Eukaryota; Metazoa; Chordata; Actinopteri; Syngnathiformes; Syngnathidae. Gene Ontology annotation, cellular component: Golgi apparatus. The coding region runs from base 302 to 2311 and encodes 669 amino acids. The record is from RefSeq and is a predicted model, not a curated record.